Messenger RNA from Megalobrama amblycephala (Wuchang bream), 2582 nucleotides. RefSeq names its product ankyrin repeat and SOCS box containing 16 (gene asb16). Gene Ontology annotation, biological process: intracellular signal transduction; positive regulation of transcription by RNA polymerase II. Gene Ontology annotation, molecular function: transcription cis-regulatory region binding; protein binding. Gene Ontology annotation, cellular component: nucleus. The record is from RefSeq and is a predicted model, not a curated record. Bases 1084 to 2481 code for a protein of 465 amino acids. The transcript is spliced from 7 exons. Lineage: Eukaryota; Metazoa; Chordata; Actinopteri; Cypriniformes; Xenocyprididae.
CAUUUUUGGGUGAACUAACCCUUUAAUAGUUUCUAAUGAAAAUAUAAACCUUAUAAACAAAAAGUUUAAGCAUGCCAGGCCACUAAUUUCCCCCCCAUCUAGACACAGCACACUCCAAAGGAGCAAUCAAAUGUUAUACAGUUACAUAAGCAUGUAAUUUUAUGCAACUGUAGCUUGGUUUGGUAACAUAUCAGUUAAGUUAAAAUCACAAAUAAACAGAUUGGUUUAUACAGCAAUGAAAUUGAUAGGGGUGAGGGAGUUUCCUUCCCUCCAAACUCUCUUUGAGAAGGCCAUAGUUAAACAUGCAAAUACAAUUCUAGCAGACCCCUCCCAUGUCCUGUACCCUGAAUAUGAACUACUCCCUUCAGAUAGAUGCUAUAGGGUGCCGGUUAAAUAUUGGAAAAGAUACCUGAAUAGGUACAAGAAUUCAUUCCUUUAUCAGUGAAUCUUCUAAAUUCAGGAUGUAAGGCAGUGUGAAUUGAGUAGUAGUGUCUGUAUUGUGUUUGUGUUUAUUAUUCCACUACAAUUGUAUGUUUUAUGUGGCAGCUUUUUGUCCAAGACAAAUUUUCUUAGGGACCAAUAAAGUAAUCCUGAAUCUUGAAUAAGUAGGCUAUUAUUAUGGUAAAUGCAUAUAAUAUUUUGCAGUGAUUAAGUAUUGGAUUUUCAAGAACCAUUAUUGAUCUGGCCCACUAAUGUUUUGUUUUGAAUUUUUCAAAGGACGAGUGAUUUCAUUUGAUGCACCACCUACAGGCGAUGUCGUGCUAGUGCAGGAACAUAUUUGCUCACUGUCUAUUAAUACCCAGAGCUCCACCGUGUGUCAGGUCAACAAUAUCUUGUGACAGGCAGCUUCGUUCUUGAAGGGACAUGCGGUCGUUUCAUUAUAAGAAAUAGCAAAAAUUACAAGCAGAGUCUAUUCCGUAUCAAACAAAUGUUUUAGGCAGAUUUAUCAUAGAUUAUUGAAGUGCAGACUAAACAGGAGGAACUUGAAGGGCGUUCAAGCACAAGGCUACAGUCUCUGUGCCAAUACUCUUUUGUUUCAGGCGUACUACUAGAACACUUUUAAACACAAACACUCUUUUUGGGAUGUCCCGGGACACGUUUGCUUUCACUUCUGCCUCUCUACGCUCCUUAAGACUGGAGCAGGAGCUUCAGGACUGGGAGGAUGCCAGGCGGGCCCUGGCACACAGGAGGGCUAUGACAAGGCGUCCACUCCCUGCCGCUCCCAGACUUCGACACGGAAAUGAGAGGAUCCAGACGGUCCGUGCUCCCCCACCCCAAAUACGGUGUCGAGACCCAGCCAUCCACAAUACCUUCACGUGUGGAGAUAUGAAGAGAGUGUAUGCCGUCCUCAAAGAGCCAGGCAUGGUGAAUGCACUGAUGGAGACUGCACAUGAGGAGAUGGUGUGGGCUCCGGAGAUGGGAAUGUGGACUCUCAGCUCAAAAAUAAAGCAGACUUCUCCACUGCGUCUGGCUGCCGGCAGGGGGCACUCUGGCUGUGUCGAGGAGCUGCUGUUUAGGGGAGCAGAGGUGGAUGCAGACCCAGGUGGUCGUACAGCUUUACACGAUGCCUGUUCAGGAGGCCAUCAUGUCUGUGUGCGCCUGCUCUUGGACCACGGGGCUGACCCAGACCUGCUCGCUGUCGAUGGCAAUGCCCCGCUGCACCUCUGCAAUGCAGCGGAAACAUAUCAGUGUGCUGAGCACUUGGUGACCAGUGGUGCAUUGGUGAACGUGGCCCAGCGUGACUCAUGCCUCACCCCCCUUCACGUGGCCUGCAGGAGAGGUCUGGAGGACCACGUGGAGCUCUUCCUGUCCUAUGGAGGGGACGUGACGGCUCAGACCCAAGAGGGUGAGACACCGUUGAAUGCAGCCUGUGCUGGGGCGGAGAGGCCCGCAGAUGCAGGACGGUUUCUGCGUAUUGUCCAGAAGCUGCUAGCAGCCGGGGCCGACGCGCAGACUGCUGGGAGGAAAAAGCAUACGGCCCUGCAUAAUGCCUGCGGAAACUGUUGUCCCCGCAUUGUUAAACUGCUGCUGGAACAUGGGGCUCGCGCGGACAUAGCUAAUUGUGCCGGAUACACACCCAUGGACUGCCUGCUGCAGGUAGUAGAGGAUUACCCAGACCAGCAGCCAGAGGUUGUGGCCCAGUCUCUUCUUAACUAUGGAGCGCAGCCACCCUCCCCUAGAAUGCUGAAACUCUGCCUCCUCCCUCCUGCCACUUUGGAGGUAAUGCUGAAUUGCUAUGCGGUCAUCCCAGCAUGUGAGGAGUGGUUAGAGGACACACCAGAGGAACUACUGAAGGAGCAUCAGUCUUUCUUCGAUGCGGUCAGACGGAUGAGCGGUCAGCCUCGCUCUCUUCAGCAUCUCUGCCGAUGUGCGCUCCGUCGCCACCUGGGGUCACUGUGUCACUUCGCAGUAGUCCAGCUCAACAUCCCCAGCACUUUAAAAGAUUAUCUACUGCUGCAUAACGACGGACAGCUCUGUUGAGCUCCACUGAGAAGCAAAAAAUAGCUGAUUGGAAACAGUUUUUUUCUUUCUUUCCUUCCCUUUUCUAAUCUGUGAUAAAUAAAUACACUGUUAUAAACUGA